Nestor notabilis (Kea) is the source of this 939-nucleotide messenger RNA. RefSeq names its product CD226 molecule (gene CD226). Gene Ontology annotation, cellular component: external side of plasma membrane. NCBI's taxonomy places the organism in Eukaryota, Metazoa, Chordata, Aves, Psittaciformes, Psittacidae. Gene Ontology annotation, biological process: positive regulation of natural killer cell cytokine production; positive regulation of mast cell activation; positive regulation of Fc receptor mediated stimulatory signaling pathway. The record is from RefSeq and is a predicted model, not a curated record.
AUGGAAGAAAAGUUUGUGGAUUCAACUGUAAAACUUACUGAGAAGGUGAAACUGGAAAGUGUAUAUCCAAAAAAGCAGAUAAUCCAGGCAUCCUGGAUGAAACAUAAUGUAACUCAUAAAGAAAAUACAGCUGUCUUGCAUCUCUGCUAUGGUAUACAUGUUGAAGACAAAUACAGUGGAAGAAUUUAUUUUGAAAACGCUUCCAUGGAAGGCAAGUCCUUAUCCUUCACCAAGGGCACUUUGCAGGAUGCUAGUGUUUACUUUUGCUCCAUCGUAAUUUACUGAGAUGGAAUCUGGGAAAAGGUUGUAGAAAAUAUUCUGCCAGCAAAUGUUUUUGAAAUAUCUCAGAAACAAAACAAUCUUGUGUUUACCAAGCCAGGAGGAAACGUUGCUUUUACUUGCCUUUAUAAAAUUGGAGAUUCAGUGCAGCAAGUGAUGUGGGAAAGGAUUAAAGCAGAUUGGGUAGAUGUUGUUCAGUGCAGCUCAUUAGGAAAGCAAAGCUUUGGUUCAGAUUUCAAAAAGUGUACACUGGUGGAUUGCUAUGAUCAGGACUCCAAGACUGUCAUCCAAAACAUUACAGCCUCUGACUUUCCAACUUGCCGCUGAGUAGCUACUGGAAGAAACAAAACCUGUGUGAUGGGUUUUACUGUGGCUGCAACUUGGGAUCACAAAUGGCAUAUCAUCAACAUAGCUGGAGGAAUUUCUGCUGUUGUCUUACUGUUAGUUUUUCUACUGAUCUGCAUCACCACUGCUUAUAGAAAAGAAAAGAAGAGGAAGAGGAUCACAUAGGCCUUCUCAAAUUAUUUGUAUUCUACUCAGAUGCAGCCUGCUUACAGUUAUAGAAAUUCUAAUUUUCAUGGCACAUGGAACACAGGAAGAAGAGAAGAAUCAUCCCUUGGGCAGACAGAGAAGAUUUAUGUCAACUCCAACAAUGUCUAA